This is a messenger RNA of Aspergillus japonicus CBS 114.51, 962 nucleotides long. RefSeq names its product glyoxalase family protein. The transcript is spliced from 3 exons. Bases 38 to 610 code for a protein of 190 amino acids. NCBI's taxonomy places the organism in Eukaryota, Fungi, Ascomycota, Eurotiomycetes, Eurotiales, Aspergillaceae. The record is from RefSeq and is a predicted model, not a curated record.
CCAUCCACAGCCUCACCACCCUGAUACCAAAGCAAGAAUGACCUCCUCCCCCACCAGCCGCAACGCCGUCGACCUCCUCACCAGCCUCGCGGCCAUCAUCACCACCAUCGCGACCAACCUGCACGCCAACCGGCUCGACCGCGCGCGCCUCCGCGCCACCCUGAAGGAGUACGCCGCGCGCGCCGAGUCGGACGGCAAGCUGAUCAACGCCUCGCGGCAGUCGCAGCGGUGCGUCGAGCACGGCCUGCUGCUGGCCUACGUGCACAUGGAGUUUAUUGCGACCUUGCUGCGCUACAAUCUGACCGUCCCCGCCACCGCCGUCAAGUGGUACAGCGUACGCUCGCUGCUGCUCAAGCGCUACCGGCUCUCGCUGUUCGGGAUCGCGGCGCAGGCGCGGGACCUGCGCGCGCAGCUGGAGAAUAUCCAGAAUAAGGCCGAGUUGCUGUAUGCGGAUUUCGCGGAGGGUGGGGUGGAAAUCCCCGAGACGCCGAUUCUCUAUCGCAAGGUCACGGCUUGUGAGCCGGUUGGGGCGCCGCCGGAAGCGAUUCAUGAUCUCCUUCGUCGCGGGACCCUUGCUGAGCAGGAGUUGAGCGGGAAGAUUCCUCCUUGAUGGUGGUGAGGGGAGCUUUCCGGGGUUCUGGACUUGGAGCCUGGUCUAUUCUAUGGGAGUUUGGGCGAAAAGUCCUUCAUGAGGGAGUUCUUGCUUUCAAAGCGGGAGAUAAUUCUUGGUGGACUUGAUAUCAGGGGACUUAAUCCAGAUUGCUGGGAUUCGCCAUCACAGAUGUUCUCUCUAGCUCCUGGUAUGUAGUUCUUCUACCCUUGUUCUUCUACAUCUCACGGUGUCUUGCCCUUCAGACGCUUGGUCAGUAAUGCAAGUCGAUCGCUGUCAGGGGUGUCAAGGCCGGAGAAAUGCUGUGAGUUCUUCGCUUGUUGAUCCCCACAGCUGUUGGAUUUGAUAGUCC